Messenger RNA from Solanum dulcamara, 1073 nucleotides. RefSeq names its product NAC domain-containing protein 104. Gene Ontology annotation, molecular function: DNA binding. Gene Ontology annotation, biological process: regulation of DNA-templated transcription; system development. Bases 291 to 872 code for a protein of 193 amino acids. Lineage: Eukaryota; Viridiplantae; Streptophyta; Magnoliopsida; Solanales; Solanaceae. The record is from RefSeq and is a predicted model, not a curated record. The transcript has 3 exons.
AGCCAAAUAAUUAUUUAUCCUUCCAACAUAUGUAUCUGAAAUAGAAAGCAAAACCUUCUUUGAAGCAAAACACACACACAGAGAGAGAAUUGGGAAAUGAAAGUAUGGUGGUGAUGAUCCCCUAAAUUAAGACGUUAUAUUCUCUCUCUAUUAUAAUUCUUUUUGUCUAUAAAUAUCUGCUUCCACAUCUUUUAUACCAUUACUUUGUGUACUCUAUCGAUACUACUUUCAGUUGACUUGUCCUAGCUUGUUUAGUUUUAGAGUAUAAUAGUAAAGAAAGGGUAGUAUUGAUGGGGGAUAGUAAUGUGAACCUUCCACCUGGCUUUCGGUUCUACCCAACAGAUGAAGAAUUAGUUGUUCAUUUUCUCCAACGCAAGGCUUCUCUUUUACCUUGCCAUCCUGAUGUCAUUCCCGAUCUUAAUCUUUACCCUUAUGAUCCUUGGCACUUGGAUGGAAAAGCAAUGGCAGAAGGCAACAAAUGGUAUUUCUAUAGCAGGAGAACACAUAGUAGAAUCACUGAAAAUGGAUACUGGAAAUCAUUAGGAGUUGAUGAACCAAUAUUCUCAAAUGACAAUAAUAAUGUUGGCAUGAAGAAAUACUAUGCUUUUUACAUUGGAGAACCAUCUGAAGGUGUCAAAACCAAUUGGGUAAUGCAAGAAUUUAGUCUUAAUUCUGACUCUUCUUCUGGAAGUAGCCGUUCUUCUUCUAAGAGAAGAACCCGUUCCAAAAAUGACUAUAGUGGAUGGGUAAUAUGUCGUGUAUAUGAGCGCAAAUGUGAUAAUGAUAAUGAUGAUGAUGGCCCGGAGCUAUCAUGCUUGGAUGAAGUUUUUCUAUCACUAGAUGAUCUUGAUGAGAUUAGUUUGCCGCACUAGAUAAUUAAUUUUAUAAUUAGAUCCAAUAAGUUAGGAUCUAAUUAACCUUAAUUACAUCUCUGCUUAGCUAGCAUGCAAUUGCCACCAAAUUAAUUAGAUUUGCUACUUUAAUUUCCAUAGUAAAUGAAAACAGUGUAUGUAACAAAUUAAGAUCAUCAUUAUUAUGAAAUGUUGAUACAUAUGGAAGAAAGUUUUCCCUUA